Mesocricetus auratus (golden hamster) is the source of this 1805-nucleotide messenger RNA. It is a transcript of the gene Gnai1, whose product is annotated as G protein subunit alpha i1. NCBI's taxonomy places the organism in Eukaryota, Metazoa, Chordata, Mammalia, Rodentia, Cricetidae. Gene Ontology annotation, cellular component: heterotrimeric G-protein complex. The record is from RefSeq and is a predicted model, not a curated record. Gene Ontology annotation, biological process: adenylate cyclase-modulating G protein-coupled receptor signaling pathway. The transcript is spliced from 8 exons. Gene Ontology annotation, molecular function: G-protein beta/gamma-subunit complex binding; GTP binding; G protein-coupled serotonin receptor binding. The coding region runs from base 206 to 1270 and encodes 354 amino acids.
GACCACAAGCGGCGGCGGCGGCGGAAGGUGCGGAUCGCGGAGUGUGGCCGGCGGGGACGGCCGCCCGAGGCGGCGGCGUGCGGGCUCGUGGACCUCACCUCCAGCUUGCGGGAGCUGAGGACGUAGCGGGGCCGCCUCCGGGUCAGCCUCUCCCCGCGCUGCCAGCCGGCCCCGGGCGCCGAGGGCGCGGCGACGCUCGGCCACCAUGGGCUGCACACUGAGCGCCGAGGAUAAGGCGGCCGUGGAGCGCAGCAAGAUGAUCGACCGCAACCUCCGGGAGGACGGCGAGAAGGCGGCGCGCGAGGUCAAGCUGCUGCUGCUGGGUGCUGGUGAAUCCGGAAAAAGUACAAUUGUGAAGCAAAUGAAGAUCAUCCACGAGGCUGGCUACUCAGAAGAGGAGUGCAAACAGUACAAGGCGGUGGUCUACAGUAACACCAUCCAGUCCGCCAUCGUCAUCAUCAGGGCCAUGGGCAGGUUGAAGAUAGACUUCGGAGACUCUGCUCGGGCGGAUGACGCUCGCCAGCUCUUCGUGCUUGCUGGAGCUGCGGAAGAAGGCUUCAUGACUGCAGAGCUUGCUGGGGUCAUAAAGAGGCUAUGGAAAGACAGUGGCGUACAGGCCUGCUUCAACAGAUCCAGAGAGUACCAGCUCAAUGAUUCUGCAGCAUAUUAUUUGAAUGACUUGGACAGAAUAGCACAACCAAAUUACAUCCCAACUCAGCAGGAUGUUCUUCGGACCAGGGUGAAAACAACAGGAAUUGUGGAAACUCAUUUUACUUUCAAAGAUCUUCAUUUUAAAAUGUUCGAUGUGGGCGGUCAGAGGUCAGAGCGGAAGAAGUGGAUUCACUGCUUUGAAGGGGUGACCGCCAUCAUCUUCUGUGUGGCCCUGAGCGACUAUGACCUGGUUCUAGCUGAAGACGAAGAAAUGAAUCGAAUGCAUGAAAGCAUGAAGUUGUUCGACAGCAUAUGUAACAACAAGUGGUUUACAGACACAUCCAUUAUACUUUUUCUAAACAAGAAGGACCUUUUUGAAGAAAAAAUCAAAAAGAGCCCCCUCACGAUAUGCUACCCAGAAUAUGCAGGCUCAAAUACGUAUGAAGAGGCAGCUGCGUAUAUCCAGUGUCAGUUUGAAGACCUCAACAAAAGAAAGGACACAAAGGAGAUCUACACCCACUUCACAUGUGCCACAGAUACUAAGAAUGUGCAAUUUGUGUUUGAUGCUGUAACAGAUGUCAUCAUAAAGAAUAAUCUAAAAGAUUGUGGUCUCUUCUAAGUUUUGCAGUUGGUAGUGACAUGCAUUUUCAAACCAAAUGAAUACUUAUAUAUGGAUCUCUCUAGACUAGAGUCUCCCAGCAACACAGAAUGUAGUAUACAGCAAAUGCAUCCUGAACCUGACCAAAGUUGUUCUGUUUUGUGUCUUUAUCUGGAAGGAAUAGAAUUGUUGUCAAAAGGUGAAGGAUGGUCCUGUCGUGUGAAAGUAAGGUAUGAUGUUAAAGCUGGGCUCUAGUGUACUGAUGAUUUCUGUGUAAGUGUAAAUAUGCAACUGUAAGAUGUAUUUAUAACUUUUGAUUUCCCACGUUAUGUUUAGGUUGUAAGAGUGGCAACUUAUGAUCCUAGUGUGAUGGCUUUGGAGAUAACAUAAAUAUUAAGUACCUUGUACUGAAUGACAGAUUAGUUCAAUUGAUGAAAUUCAGUCAACCCCUUGUAAUUUAGGUUGGCAUGCUUAAAUAUAGAAUUGAGAUUCUGUUGCCCUUUGUUUUAAUCCACACUGUUUCUGACUUAUUAAUAAAAUUGAGUGUUAUUUGAAA